UUGCCACUGACUCAUCUGGCUCUGCAACCAACAACGGCAAGGUGCACCGGCCUCCCCGGACAACAAAUAUCCCAGCACCAACAUGGAGUACACGGCCGUCGCCGACAUCCCCGGAAUCGUGGACACUCUUCACGAGGCGUACCAGUCGGGGACCACGAGGUCGCUGGAAUGGCGAAGGAAGCAGCUCAAUGCCAUCCGUCGCAUGUGCCAGGAGAACGAGGACGCCAUGGUAGACGCAUUGAAGAAGGACCUCCGUCGGUGCUACAACACCGCGGUCACGUACGAGCUGUGGGACAUCAUUGCGCAGAUCGGCUACAUGGAGGACAACUUGGAGAAGAUGACCAAGAACGAGAAACUCCCUUCGCCGCUGGCGCUCAAGCCCCUGUCGUAUGAGGUAUGGAAGGAGCCUUUAGGGGUGGUGACGAUCAUUGCUCCGUGGAACUUCCCGUUCUCACUGCUCCUGAACCCCGUGGUGGGAGCCCUCGCGGCGGGGAACACGUGCGUGCUCAAGCCGUCGGAGGUAUCGUCCGCCUCCGGUCAGCUCAUUGCGGAGCUGGUGCCUAAGUACCUGGAGCCUACAGUGGCCAGAGUCGUGACCGGGGGGGUUGCUCAGACCACUGAGCUGUUGGCGCAGAAGGUCGACAGCAUCAUGUACACGGGCGGGGGCAAGGUGGCCAGGAUCGUCAUGGCCGCCGCCGCGAAAAACCUGACCCCGGUCACGCUAGAGCUUGGCGGCAAGUGCCCCACCUACGUCGAUGAGAGCGCUGAUUUACAGGUUGCCGCCAGGCGCAUCGCCUACUACAAGAAUGUCAACGCCGGUCAAGUGUGCAUUGCGCCGGACCACGUGUUGAUCCACCACAAGGUGCGCGACGCCUUUCUGGAGCACCUGAAGGUGGAGCACGCCAGGAUUUUUCCCGGUGAAGAGCAGGAAAGCGAGACCAAGGGCAGGAUCAUCAACACGGCGCACUUCGGCAGGCUGCAGGGCCUACUCGAGGGCCACGGCGGAGAGGUGGUGAUCGAAGGGGAGACCUCUGAGAAGGAUCUGUUCUUCGGUUUCACGGUCAUCACCGACCCUUCCCCGGACAGCCCGCUCAUGCAGGAAGAGAUUUUCGGGCCGGUGCUGCCCGUGAUGACGGUCAACUCGGUCGAGGAGGCCAUCGCCUUCUGCAGGCCCAGGCCCACGCCGCUGGCGGCCUACGUGUUCGAGCGGGACCCGGCCGUCAGGGAGAAGUGGCUCAAGGAGGUCGCCUCCGGGGGGGCUUGCGUCAAUGACUGCAUGGUUCAGAUCUUGUCCACCGAUGGAGGCUUCGGCGGCAAAGGCGAAAGCGGCAUGGGAUCUUCGAGAGGAAAGGCGUCCUUCGACACCUUCACGCACCGUAAGGUGGUCGCCUUGCAGUCUCCCAGCUUCGAUCCCUUGGCCAAGUACCCAAGCACCAAGCCGAUCCCGGCAGUGUUGAAGAUGAUGAUCACCCAGAGCUUUCCCGCGUGGAUCAAGCCCGUGUUCCGGGGAACGUUGGGAGCGGCCGCGGCGGUGCUCGCCCUGCUGGUGUCCAAGCACGUCAGCAUCAGCGUCAGCUUCCACUAGGAAGAGUCGAGAGACCCCGGACAUCAAGGUGGUGGUCGUGGUGAUGGUGGCACGUGGCCGUGAGCGUGUCGCGACGACCGCCGAAGAAGGCCCACCUCGACAAACCAAUGUUGUGCGUACGUAUGCUCGGUGCAUUCUUUUGUUUGAUUUUUGUUUGUGUUGGCGUAUAAUAUUUCGUUGUUUGAGCGUACGUUGUCUGUCGUCGAUCUUCGUCGUCCACUCGCUUUUUCUCGGUUGGGUUCCUGUGGGCCGUUUAUACAUAACAGCUAUUUUGCUUCCAAAUUCCCAAAUCCGUAGACCGUUGAACCUCGAUUUCGCGUCCGAGGACAUGGCUGUUUUGGAAAUUUGGAAAUGGAUGGCAACGACAAUUUUGGAACGGGUUGGUUGCUUGGAAAUCUGCGAAAAAAGUUGGAAGUUGGAACAUUGGGAUAUGGAAGCCGAACAGACGUGCAGAAAACGGUUCUAUUGGCGGAAAUGUGUAUCCUCACACCUGUUUCAGCACGGUUUGCUCGCUCAGCAUCUACGCGUGGGUCUGUUCUUGCCCAAUCUUAGCAUCCGAAGGGAACCAGCGCUCUCGGCCUCCAUCUCACAUUUUUUUUUCUUGUUUCGGUGUCGAUGUAUGGUGCUCCUGGCACACUUCAGUAUGCGGGGUCUCCCCGGGUAAGGCCUUGCGUUGUCUAGCUGCAACCAACCGCCAAGAGAAGCCGACAACAGUUUCUCGAUUAUGUGAUGCGUGUGCGCGGAUGGCUUUCGUUUCGGCUGUUGAAGGUUUACAUGUCUGGUUGCUUCACUCAGAUUUCAGGUCGGAGGGAUGGACGCCACUUUCCUUUCUGGGAGGGUUCUCGUGCAUCUGUUUGCCUCUCUCUUCCCCCGAUUACCGUCGUCGCUGCACGUUACUGCAGAGGUUGUGAUUUCUUAUGCCGUGCAUUCGUGUCUAACUUUGGGUUUAUCUAUGGGAUUUUCAUGUUGUUGUCUGCCUUUGGCCACAUAGUAAUCGCUUCUUGGCCUGUAAGACUAGAGGUGGUGCUGGUUCAGAACCAAGUCUGUUACCUAGGCAAAAGCAUUGGCAUGUAUUUUGUGUUUUUAGGGUUUGAACUCAAAGACACCGCAGGGAGGUGCGCAUCUCCAACGCUGUAUCCGCAGGCGUUCCACGCAGGCAACGGUCACAGAUAUGCGGCGGGGUAUAUCAUCACCGGACAGACUGUGAUGCUCGGUGAAGAGGCAGCAUCCCGAGAUGAGAUGUGUACAGAAGUGAACAGUGUGAGGCGUGCGAGGGCACCCCCUCGUAUCCCUCUCGGACGAAAGUCACGGUCAACGAUCCGAGGAAGCUUCGUGCAAGACGGCUUUCGGUGCCUCGUAACGUUGCACCUUUCCUCGCGGCUCGGAGCGUUGGCGACAUCGAUAUCCUCCGAGGAGAACGAUUGACAUGUUUUCUCUUUGUGUGGCUUUGGUCAAAGCGAGAACGGAGACGUUUGUAUGACCUUGGCCUGCAGCAUGUCCACGUUAAUUUGUUUCUUGGUCUCGAAGAGUACUGGUGUGCCUGAUAGAGGUCAGACGACGUCGGACACGUGGUAGACACUAGCAGUGACAUGCAUUCCUUUGGAGUGACUUUGGUCAAGCGCGGAUAGGGAUACGGCCUCCUGGAGCGUACUUGUUUCCCCCAAAAUCGUAGCAUCAAGGCUGCCACCCGUUUGAGGAGGGCGUUGUGCGUGACCAUGGUACAUGGAAGUCCCAGAAGCGGGAUUCCGUAGGUUGCACGACGCGUGCGUGAGGCAUAGACUGAUACUUAGUCAACGGCAUAUCUAUAUACCCCACCGGGUGGGAUAAAUAGUCUCAGGUCUUGAACAAGACUUCAAUCGACACGGGGCUAUCAUGGGAGGUAUCGUGAAGCCUUUCUACUUAA
Messenger RNA from Ectocarpus sp. CCAP 1310/34, 3488 nucleotides. NCBI's taxonomy places the organism in Eukaryota, Phaeophyceae, Ectocarpales, Ectocarpaceae. The record is from the annotation of a GenBank genome assembly.